AGUAACACAGAUAAGGUUCAUAACCUCGCUCUGCUCUUGCACAGAAAUCAAUGAGUUGUGGAAAAUCUGUGAAUACAUCAAAUGAUUUAGCUCUCGUAUGGGAUUAUAAUGAUGAUGGCAAUCAGUGCGCUAUUCAAAAGCAGAUACCUAUGGCUGAACUGGAAUGUGUAAGAACAAUGACUGAAACUGCACCAUGCAUUGGAUCAUUCUCUGCUGUUAAGACACUUUGGGAAGUGAGAAUUCAGAAAAUAAAUGAAGAACUACGGAAGGAAAAGGAAUUCAGGCAGAGGGCUAUAGGCAGACUGACGCUUGUCUGGGAGGAAAGAGUCAGUUUAGCCAAGCUCAAAGAAAAAGUUAUCACUGAAGAUGGAAGAGUUAUAUUAAGGAUAGAACAAGAAGAAUGGAAGAUGUUACCUUCUUGCUUACUGAAACUGAACCACCUCCAGGAAUGGCAGCUUCACAGAAUUAGUUUGGUGAAAAUUCCUGAAUUCAUUGGAAGGUUUCAAAAUCUCAUUGUGCUGGACCUAUCCCGAAAUGCCAUUGAAAAGCUACCUAAAGAGAUUGGCCAGCUGCCUAACCUCCAAGAGCUGCUCCUCAGUUACAACAAAAUUAAAUCUGUUCCGAAAGAGCUAAGUAACUGCAUCAGCCUUGGAAGACUGGAACUGGCUGUGAACAGGGAUAUCUGUGACCUUCCACUUCAGCUCAGUGACCUAAAGAAGCUUUACCAUGUAGAUCUGAGUAUGAACCAAUUUACUACCAUCCCUUCAGCUCUCCUGAACAUGCCAAGUCUAGAAUGGUUAGACAUGGGGAGCAACAAACUUCAGCAACUCCCUGAUACGAUUGACAGAAUGGAGAACCUCCAUACUUUAUGGCUCCAACGGAAUGAAAUAACCCAUUUACCGGAAACCAUCAGUAAUAUGAAAAAUCUGAGUACUCUUGUCCUCAGCAACAACAAACUGCGGGAUAUUCCGGCUUGCAUGCAACAAAUGACAAAUCUCAGAUUUGUCAACUUCAGAGACAACCCACUGGAGCUGCAGGUAACACUUCCCCCAUGCACGAAUACGGAAGAGGAGGAGGAACGGGAAUUGUUUGGGAUUCAGUUCAUGCAUAUGUAUAUUCAAGAGUCACUCAGCAGAGCAGAAAACCUGGACAACUGUAUACCUGUUGCUUCUGACACCAUUAAUGAUGAUGAAUAA
This is a messenger RNA of Chelonoidis abingdonii (Abingdon island giant tortoise), 1196 nucleotides long. RefSeq names its product leucine rich repeat containing 39 (gene LRRC39). Gene Ontology annotation, cellular component: cytoplasm. Lineage: Eukaryota; Metazoa; Chordata; Testudines; Testudinidae. Gene Ontology annotation, molecular function: protein binding. The record is from RefSeq and is a predicted model, not a curated record.